AUGGCGGAAGCCAUCGUCUCGAGGGUGGCUGACAUUCUGGACGAUUUCGCAAGGGAUGGGAAGUUAGGCGUGCUUUCCGUGCUCGCGAAAAUCGUUUCCGAUCUCCGAAAGGUCGUUCCCGAUGCGGAAAAGCGGAGCCUCGAAAGCCGUGCGAUCGAAGCAUGGCUUGAGGAUGUCAAAGCGGCUUUCUACGAUGCAGAGGACUUGCUCGAAGGGUGGAACCUUGAAAUUACGCGACCACGAGAAUCGCCGAGCAAAGAUAAGAAGUCGAAGCAGGCGAGUCCCUUCUUGUCACCUUCAUUCCGACCUACCGGACGGCUGGAGGUUAUCAGGAGGAGAAUGGAAAACAUCACGUCUAGAGGGAGGGCUUUGGGCUUGGAGGGGUGCCCAAAGGAUGUGCGAGGAAAGAGUGGAUCGAGGAAGAGAUUGCGGUCGGACCCUUUUGUUGAAGAGAGAGAUGGUGCUAAAAGAAUCGCUGCCAAAGGCGCUAUUAAUGUUGACCCGCGAGAGCGCGCGAAGGAUGUGCAGGAUGAGAGAGGACCGAGGAACGAGAAGCGGUCGGACUUCUUUGUGCACGAGGAGGAGAUUAUCGGGAGAGAGGAUGCUAAAAGCGUAAUUAUGGAGUUCUUGUUAGACUCUGCAGCUGAAGAAAGAAUGCCCAUCCUUGCAAUAUGGGGUAUGGAUGAUUUCAUGAGCCCAACCAAAUCUUAUUCUCUUGAGGCCCUUCCAGAACGCUUGUCUCUAGACUUAUUGAUGAGAAUGGCUUAUAAGGAUGAAGAAAAGACUAGAGAUCCAGAGAAGUUACUUAUUGGGAGGCAGAUAGUCAAAGAAUGUCGUGGAAUUCCUUUGCUUGUACGAACAAUUGGAAGUUCAUUGUUCUUCAAGAAAACUAAAGCUAAGUGGUUAAAUUUUAAGUGCGAGAUCCUGGAACUCUCUGCAGAGUCACAAAAUGAUCGCGUUUGCACAUAUCUUAAGCUUUGUUAUUGUCAUCUCCCAUCCCAUCUGAAACAGUGCUUUGCCUUCUGUUCAUUGUUUCCCAGAGAUUGGAUAAUUGAUAAACUAAUGUUGAUGAGUCUCUGGAUAGCAGAAGGAUUUAUCCGGCCCAUAGACAAUGUAGAUCAGGAUAUGGAAGACAUUGCUCAUGACUAUUUCAUGGAUCUAGUUAGGAGGAAUUUCUUUCAAGACUGCACUAAAGAUGAACUUGGCAAUGUGACGUCUUGUAAGAUGCAUGAUUUUUUAAAUAAGCUAGCAUGUGCAGUUGCUCAAACCGAGUGUUCCCGCUACAUUGGUUCAGGAUGGCCGUUAAUUGAUGAAAGAACUCAUCAUUUAUCAGUGGAUUCAACUUUAGAUCUAUCACAGGGACCUCCAGCUACCGUACUCAGAGCAAAACAUCAGGGGACAUUCAUCAAAAUGGAUCAAACAAAAAGCUUGAGGUGUGAGACUCUACUGGUUAAAGAAACUCUCUGA
Eucalyptus grandis is the source of this 1467-nucleotide messenger RNA. RefSeq lists its product as uncharacterized. The record is from RefSeq and is a predicted model, not a curated record. The transcript is spliced from 2 exons. Gene Ontology annotation, molecular function: ADP binding. NCBI's taxonomy places the organism in Eukaryota, Viridiplantae, Streptophyta, Magnoliopsida, Myrtales, Myrtaceae. Gene Ontology annotation, biological process: defense response to other organism. Bases 1 to 1467 code for a protein of 488 amino acids.